AUGCCUCCAAAGUCACUUGUAGACGUCCUGAUCAUUGGAGCUGGUCCAGCCGGUAUAUCUUGCGCCGCCGCUCUUGCGCGUCUUCACCAUACCGCCAUCGUAUUUUCCAGCAACAAAUUCCGAAACGAAAAGUCUGAGCACAUGCACACAGUUUCUACAUGGGAUCAUCGAGAUCCUUCAGAGUUCCGCGCUGCUUCUCGAGAGGAUAUUCUGGCCAGGUACAAUACCAUAUGUUUUGAAGAUGUGGGUAUUCAAACUAUUGAGAGAUAUCAUGGUCGCCAGGCACUUCGAUUGUCUGAAACCGUCACAAUCUAUACGCACCGAAACGAGGCCUUAGCUGAAGAAAUAGAGGCUGCGAAAAUCGCGUCAAAUCCAGAUGUCAACUCCAAAUGUCGCAGUAAAAUCGAAAUUUGCAAUUAUUCGAUUCAGAAAUUCAUCCCAAAUGAUGAUCCAUCAUCUGGUCCCACUGUUUUUUUGGACAAAAGUGACGGAGCGGGGUUGGGAGAUCAUACACACGCAUUUCUGCUUCAUAAACCAGUAACCGAGCAGGCCAAUAAUCUCGCUCGUCAACUCGGGAUCGAAUUAACCGAGCAAGGAGAUAUUAAGGUCACAGCACCUUUCAACGAGACAAGUGUAAGAGGGGUUUUUGCAACUGGAGAUUGCGCUUCGAUGUUAAAAAACGUUGUGGGUGCGAUGUAUAGCGGGACUUGCGCUGGUGCUGGUGUUGGUUCUCAGAUUCAAGGGGAAGAUUAA
Botrytis byssoidea is the source of this 753-nucleotide messenger RNA. RefSeq lists its product as uncharacterized. The record is from RefSeq and is a predicted model, not a curated record. Lineage: Eukaryota; Fungi; Ascomycota; Leotiomycetes; Helotiales; Sclerotiniaceae. The coding region runs from base 1 to 753 and encodes 250 amino acids. Gene Ontology annotation, molecular function: oxidoreductase activity. The transcript is spliced from 2 exons.